AUGGUGAAACUUCCAGAUGAUAUUAUGUUGGAAUGGAAUGGAGAGCAGGUUGUUAGGAGAUUGAUUGAGGAGGUUUUUCCAAGACUUAAAGAUAAUGCAUUUGACAAAGUUUAUAUGAGUCAGAGGGCUUUGAUAUCUCCAAAGAAUGACGUUGUCAAAAAGCUCAAUCAGAAAGUUAUUGAAAUCUUCCCCGGAGCCGAGGUAGUGUAUCACUCCUUUGACACGGUAACAGAUGACCCCAAGAAUUUGUGGACACAAGAUUUUCUCAACACUAUUGCUCCAGGUGGAUUACCUCCUCACAAGCUUAUACUGAAGAUAGGUAUUUGCUCAGGGAUGAGAGUGUUGAUUCCGAGGAUACCCAUGGAGCCUCCAAAAGAGUCGAAAUUUCCUUACACGAAAGCAGUUUCCAGUUCGUGCAAGGGAGUCUCAAGAAUCACAACAAAAGUAUUAGUUAAGAAUGGGGCUCUUCCAGCUGUUAUAGGAACGUUUACCAGAAAUGUUGUUUUUCAAGAGGUCCUGAAAUUAUGUGAUAGUGUUGGGUGA
Messenger RNA from Papaver somniferum (opium poppy), 543 nucleotides. RefSeq lists its product as uncharacterized. Bases 1 to 543 code for a protein of 180 amino acids. The record is from RefSeq and is a predicted model, not a curated record. The transcript has 3 exons. Lineage: Eukaryota; Viridiplantae; Streptophyta; Magnoliopsida; Ranunculales; Papaveraceae.